UAUACACUUGAUACGUUGCCAUGCGAAUAUCGAUUUGAAAUGCGUUGAAAGAAGCAUGCGACCGAGUUUUACCGAGAAUUCACGAGAAAAGUCACUCGAUCAAUGUUUCAACGAAUCAACUUGUUAUAUGAUUUUCGGCUGUUAUGAAUCAAUAGUGAAAAAAGAAGAAUAAAUUACAUUAACAAACAAACGUGAAAUUAAUGGGAUAAAGGACAAGCGAGAUAAGAAAUAUAAGAAUGACGAAGAAAUAGAGAAAGCAAAGAAGUAAAUUGGAACAGAGAGGAAGAUGUAUCCAUAGUUCUCAUGGACGAUAUCGAUAAAAAGAGUGAUUCGACAAUAAUUUAAUUAUAAAUAUAAACAAAGCUAUAAUAACGUCACGUUAUGCGAAACGAAAGAAGCAGAAUGAUAAACAAUAUUUCAUCGAGAUGGUGUCCAAAACAGAAGAACGCAUUGACGAUACCGGAACGCAAAAAGUUUAGACGUGUACACGGACUUCAGUUUCCAUUACAUCCUCAGCAAAUAAUCGGUUGGAUCGUAAUUUUAAUUUUUGUAGUAAAUACCUUCGCAGUAUUAACACCGCUGCUUGAACCGAAUUUACGACCAGUUUUUUCGAUCGUGAUUGGUGCAAUCUUUUUUACGCACAUUUGUUCUCAUUUGACAGUACUUUUAUUGGAUCCGGCGGAUCCUCGUGUCAGAUCUCAGCCACCAAAUAAAGUUUUACCCGAAUUUGACCGAAAUGAACAUUCGCAUGUAAUCGAGAAUGGUAGAUGUCAUCUUUGCAACAUAACUACUGAAAGCAAAAGGACAAAGCAUUGUUCAAUUUGUAACAAAUGCAUUGUUCGGUUCGAUCAUCAUUGUAAAUGGCUCAACAAUUGCAUUGGCGCUAGAAAUUAUUGCGCUUUCCUAGUUUGCUUGAUUUCUGCGAUUUUCGCAAGUCUGUUUGUCACCUGCCUAUCCGCGACAGAAUUGUCACUAUCUUUAUUUUCCAAUCUAAUCGUACAUUAUCCCGUUACAAAUGUAACGAUGAAGAAUACGACUAAUCCCGAAAUCCCUUUCAUCCUUCCUACCUCAGACGCUACUAUCAUAAUAGCGAUCUCUGCAAUUGGAAUUCUUUCGGCGAUCGUAACGAUACUUUUAAUUCAUUUAUGUUCUUUUCACGGUUAUAUUGCCUGCCUCGGAUUGACCACGUAUGAAUAUAUACGAAACAAAAGGGAAAAAAAUUCUGUUGCUGCUGCUGUUGUGAUUGCUGCAACUGCCACUGUUACAGCGGCUGCAGCUGCAAGUGCUUCUAUCAGCACCACCACUGCCACCACCACCACCACUUCUAUCACUACCACUACCACUAUCACUAUCACUAACACUAACACUAUCACUACCACUACCACUACCACUACCACUACCACUACCACUACCACUACCACUACCACUACCACUACCACCACCAGCUCCACUGCUAUGAAUUUAAAUAUUACCACAGUUACCUAUUCUACUACGUCAAAGAUGAAUAUUUGGAAAAAUGUAUUGGGUUCUCCACGGUACAUAGUAGCACCGAUGGUCGAUGCGAGCGAAUUAGCUUGGAGGCUGUUGAGUCGUCGUCAUGGAGCACAGCUUUGUUUUACACCAAUGCUUCAUUCUUCGGUUUUUUGUAGAGAUCCGAAAUAUCGGCGAGAAGCUCUUUUCAGUAUUGCUGAAGAUCGACCAUUGGUCGUCCAGUUUUGUGGUAACGAUCCGAAUACUCUAUUGGAAGCAGCACUUUUGGCAGAGCCAUACUGUGACGCAGUCGAUAUAAAUAUUGGUUGUCCUCAAGCAAUUGCAAAACGUGGUCAUUAUGGUGCUUUUCUUCAAGAUGAUUGGGAUUUACUUCAACAAAUCGUAAGUACCUUAAGCAGAGGACUUCGUGUGCCAGUAACUUGCAAACUUCGAGUAUUUGCGGAGGUCGACAAAACUGUGGAAUACGCUCAAAUGCUCGAAACCGCUGGGGCACAAUUACUUACCGUGCAUGGACGAACUCGAGAACAGAAAGGACCAUUAACUGGUAUCGCAUCGUGGAAUCAUAUUAAAGCUGUAAGACAGGCUGUCACAAUUCCAGUAUUUGCAAAUGGUAACAUACAGUGCUUGCAAGAUGUUGAAAAAUGUAUAGAAGAAACUGGUGUUCAUGGCGUAAUGUCAGCCGAGGGCAAUCUUUAUAAUCCGUAUAUAUUCGAAGCUCGAUAUCCACCUAGUUGGGAACCAGCACUUGAAUAUUUAGAUUUAGUGGAACGUUAUCCAGCUCCUGCUUCUUACAUUCGUGGUCAUCUCUUUAAAUUGUUUCAACACAUACUUUGUUUAGCAGAAAAUAAGGAAGAGAGAGAAAAUUUGGCCAAAAAUUCUACCAUGGAAUCCUUUAAAAAUGUUGUAUACACUUUGAGGGACCGGUAUCUAUCUUACCACGAAGGACAUCUAAUUUGGCAAGAAGAAACAUCUGAUUAUAAUUUAAAAUUACCUCCGUGGUUGUGCCAACCAUAUGUACGUCAUCUUCCAGGGAAUAAUGUACUAAAGCUAGAAACUGAAAAGAUUGGAAUGCAAAAUGAAACAAUAAAGAGAAAAUUUAAAGAUGAAGAAGGAAAUGAAAUAUCACGAAAACGUUUGAAAAAACUUGAACGAAUAGCUCGCCGCCCCAACAGAUCAGCUGUUGCCGUAAGAAGAGGAUCCGAUCUAUGUCGUGACUGUCCAAAUCCAGUGAGUCUCAAAUGUGUUCAUAAAUUAUGCCGACAGUGCUGUAGAAACAAAUGUUUUACGGAAAAUCUGGAUUGUGCUGGGCACAGAAACUUAACUAAAACUAGAAGACAAAUGGCGAUAGAAUUUGCAGCUAAACGAAAAACUAUUCAAGAUACAAUAUGACAUUGUACAAUAUUCUAAAUUAUAAAGAUAAAAGCUAAAUAAAUACAUGCAUAUAUACAUGUACAUAACAAUGUUUUGUAAACGUUAUAUUG
Messenger RNA from Eufriesea mexicana, 2972 nucleotides. Its product is annotated as tRNA-dihydrouridine(16/17) synthase [NAD(P)(+)]-like. The record is from RefSeq and is a predicted model, not a curated record. Gene Ontology annotation, molecular function: tRNA dihydrouridine synthase activity; flavin adenine dinucleotide binding; palmitoyltransferase activity. The coding region runs from base 382 to 2880 and encodes 832 amino acids. Gene Ontology annotation, biological process: tRNA processing. The transcript is spliced from 9 exons. NCBI's taxonomy places the organism in Eukaryota, Metazoa, Arthropoda, Insecta, Hymenoptera, Apidae.